This is a messenger RNA of Mustela lutreola (European mink), 2595 nucleotides long. RefSeq names its product chromatin target of PRMT1 (gene CHTOP). The record is from RefSeq and is a predicted model, not a curated record. The coding region runs from base 310 to 624 and encodes 104 amino acids. Lineage: Eukaryota; Metazoa; Chordata; Mammalia; Carnivora; Mustelidae. The transcript has 4 exons.
CGGUCCCACUCGGUUCUGGGCGUGGCGGCCAUUUUGUUUUGGGCAACGAGCGGGAGGAGUCGGAGGCGGCGGCAGUGGUGGCAGCGACGCAGGGCAGGAAAGGGCAGGCCGGGCGAGCAGGCAGACCGGCCGACCCGACAGCCGGCCGGCAGCAGCGAGCUAACCUAGCAGCCUAGCGCUUACACCUCUGACCAACCGCCCACCAAGUCAAGUCAGGUUCCGCCGGGCCCCGGCCCGCGCGCCGCAGCCGUGGUGGCAGCCCCGGGAGGCGCACUGGCGUCCGUUUCCUUCGAUCCUCGGGAUUUGAAGAUGGCUGCUCAGUCGGCGCCGAAAGUUGUGCUAAAGAGCACCACCAAGAUGUCUCUAAAUGAGCGCUUUACUAAUAUGCUGAAGAACAAACAGCCGAUGCCAGUGAAUAUUCGGGCUUCGAUGCAGCAACAACAGCAGCUAGCCAGUGCCAGAAACAGAAGACUGGCCCAGCAGAUGGAGAAUAGACCCUCUGUCCAGGCAGCAUUAAAACUUAAGCAGACUUUAUAUGCAAGUCCGGACAAUGGCUGUGGAAGGAUAUGUCCAAGCUGUGGCUGGGCGUCUGGAGGGCGAUGCCAUGCAACUGUAAGGACUUGAACUGGUAGCGCUGCAUGGCUGUGCAUAAAUUCAGCAGUUAAAUAUAACACCCUCCCACCCCACCCUGAACUGUUGGGCUCACUGACCAAAAAUAAACAAGGCCUUCUGCUUCAGCUACCUUAAGCCUUGGAGUUCCUGUAUUUGUCCCUGAUUCAGGAAAGCAGUAAAAAGGGCCCCACGGUUUUCCAAGAGUAGCUAUUAUAAAUUGCUAAAGAUAAGUCUCUGACACAUCAUUCCAAAGGAUCUUUCUAGAAGAAGCUUUAAAUAUAAGCUGGGCAAAAAGUAGCCUCUGGAGCAGGGCUAUCUGAUAGAACUUUCCACAGUAAAGGAAAUACUGUAUAUCUGCUCUCCAAAUACGGUAGCCACUAGCCAGGUGUGAGUGUUGAGCCCUCAGAAUGUGGCUAGUAUGAUUGAGGAGCUUUUUAAAUUUUAUUAACUUGUAAUUUAAAUAGCCACAUGUGGCUACCUUAGCAUACAGUACAGCUCUGGAAUGAAAACUAGGUGGCAUAAUAACAUCUUGAAGCUUACCAUCGCUGUUAGAGACUACGACUGAUGGCCAGAAAGCGAUAGGAAGGGAGAACUUCUAAGCACCGUGCAUUAUCUGCUGAGGCACGGAUUUCGGGAGAAGGUACAUACUCAGGAUCAUUGAACGGAAGGGAUUUGUAGAACGAUGUCCUGACCUCCUAAUUGUGUGCUGUCAGGGGAGUGAUACAACAGACUCUUACGGUUGGUUACGCUUGGGUGCAUAAUGUUCAGAGCCUGUCCCUCUGAUUAGAAGCAGUUUAUUAGCUUAUGCUAGAAACUAAUCAUAAUAAUUCACAGCUUAUGGUUGGUGGGGGGGGGGUCAUUGGUAAGUCAUUUACGGGUCAAGCCUGAGGAUACACAGAAUUUACUUUCACUCACCCUGACUGAUGGCUUUAUAGGAAAACAGGUUUGCUGGGGCCUCGAUUGUGUUCAAGGCUGCACAGUCACCUUUUCCUUUGAAGGAAAGGAGAUGUAGGUCUCUGAGGGACAGAUUAUUGAAAAUCUCCAUUAGUGGUGUGUCCUUAUUCUCAAAUAUGGCUCUGAGUUUUGUGAGUAUAGGUUACCUGUCUUAAUUCUAAUGCAAGGUAGCUUUCUCUCUGGAGAAGAUACAAAUAUUUUGAAUUAAAGUUUACAGUACUGGCUUACUGGAGCUGUUUGCAAGGGAAGACAUGGAAUUAAUAGUGAUUUAAGAAAUAUAAGGAAAAGGAGGUUUGACUUUCUUGUGUUUACAUCUUAAGGUAAAAAGUGGACCGUCUGGAGAUAGAUACUCAGAGGAAAAAUGGAACACACUGGCCUCUGACUGAAAAAUCUUGUUUUUAACUGACAAGAAUUCAAAUGAACUUAUAAUUUAAAAUAUUUCCCAGAGUGUGAUGAACUUCCUAUGGUGUUUGAGUAAGCCUUUGAAGACAGUGGUAGUCCUUGGGCAAGUAUGAAUCAAGUCGUAUCGUUGUCAACCUGUGGUACAAAAACAGCAGAAUCCAGGAUUGGAAAUGUGGAGUCCUUACUAAAACCUAAGUUCCAAGGACUGGUGUAUGGCUUCUGCCAAACUAGUGAGGUAAUUUGUGUUGGUGCCAAUGUCACGGGACCAUAAUUGAGCUUUUGUCAAGGCUCUGGAUCAGAAUUCUUCCCUUACAUGAUGUCCUGAGGCAAAGGCUAGUUUCUCGUUCAGGGUCUUUGUGACAUCUGCGGCAGGUUAAUCCCCCUCCACAUAGCCAUCCUACUUGCUUUUUCUCUGCACUUUGGGUUGCUGAAUCCUGCUGGAAUGCUUUUUUGAUCUCAAUCCCCCAACACCUUUUCUUCCAGAAGAGCUUAAAGCAGCGCCUGGGUAAGAGUAACAUCCAGGCACGGUUAGGCCGACCCAUAGGGACCCUGGCCAGGGGAGCAAUCGGAGGACGAGGCCUACCCAUAAUCCAGAGAGGCUUACCCCGAGGAGGACUCCGUGGGGGA